AUGGCUACUCUUCGAACCCGAAACAAAAGGGACACCCAUGACGACAAUGCGUCUCCAUUGAGUCUUUCCAACAAGUCCAGCCGCGACACCGGUGCUCGUCAAGGAGCUGCAACCUCUUGGGCACGGCUAAUCUUUUAUUGGAUUGCAGCCAUAGCGAUCGCCACCCAUCUUCAUUACAAGCUACCUUCCCCCAAACAGCAUCGCGGUGUGGAUCCUGAUACUGGAGUGACCGAGUUUUCAGAACACAAUGCGAUGAAGACGAUAUCCUAUCUUAGUGACACGCUUGGCUAUCGCAUUGUGGGUACUGUGGAAGAAGCACAAACAUUCGAAUACUUGGAGAAUCUUGUACGCGAGUACAAACAAGAAGCACAAGGUAUCCCUGGUGCCCCCAAGUUUGACAUUUGGGUCCAACAAGCAACCGGUACACACCGCUUUGAUAUCAUGGACAACAUGGUAUUCAAGGCAUACACCAAUGUGACCAAUAUCAUUGUCCGUUUAUCAUGCCCGGAGGACUCAUCAGCCGACCGCUCCUGUGAAAAGAACGCCAUCCUCCUCAAUUCACAUUUCGAUACAACACUCGGCUCUCCCGGUGCCACCGAUGAUGGAUCAGGAACAGCUGUCAUGCUUGAGAUUAUUCGUGUAUUAAGCAGACGUGAUUGGAGCGAGUACAAGAAUGCUAUUGUCUUUUUAUUCAAUGGUGCAGAAGAAAGUUUGCAAGAUGCAUCCCACGCAUUUAUUACUAUGCACGAUAUCAAAGACACCAUUCGCUCUGUUGUCAAUAUCGAUGCAUGUGGUACAACCGGCCGCGAGAUUCUUUUCCAAGCCAAUUCUAGAGAAAUGAUCGACGCUUACAAAAACGCGCCUUAUCCACAUGGCACGGUGGUGGCCAACGACGUCUUUCGCACUGGCUUGAUCCUCUCGGAUACCGAUUUUAGACAAUUUGUGCAGUACGGCAAUUUGACUGGUAUCGACAUGGCCAUCUACAAGAAUUCAUAUUUGUACCACACUCAUCUGGAUAUCACCGAGAACUUGGAGCCUGGAGCCAUUCAACAUCUUGGUGAAAACACUUUAUCUAUCGUCGACUACCUUGCAAGAAACUCAACAUUGUCCAACAUUGAACGCACAAGCGAGGUCGUGUUCUUUGACACCUUGGGUCUCUUUUUUACGGUGUACUCGUGGUCGACAGCUUUCGUGUUGCAAAUGGGAACAGCCUUAUUGACCUUUGCAUUCUUUGGCUACAUUGUGUACAAGACACAUCAUUCAUCUCCUUAUCGCUCGGUCCCCCAUAUCCUUACUGCCUAUGCUCAAUCUACCGGCGCCGUAUUCUUGAGUGCGAUCUUUGCUCUUGUUGCACCUGUUCUUAUUGCUUUAUUCUUGAUGUCAAAUCCUGUGUGUCGUCACAUGGCUUGGUUUGCUCGUGAAUGGUAUGGUGCAAUCAUCUUUUGCCCCAUGUCGUUGCUUGGCAUGUAUGGUGCUCAGUAUCUCCUCACGUACAUUUUCCCUUCGGGUCAUGUGGAUCGAGAAUACGGUGCAUUUGUUUCCGUGGUGCUUGGAUUUGGUAUCUCGACUCUUUUGACAACACUCACCAGCGUGGCCAGCUCAUACAUUUUCUGGAUCUAUUCCUCGAUUCUUGUAUUCGCUCUCGCCGUGAACGAAUUUGUGCUAUCACCAUCCUCCAUUGACAAAAGCAACGCUCACAAGCCAAAGAUCCAUUCUAUCACCUAUGCCAUCUCGUCAUUCCCCCUUGCGUUGCUGUACACGGAUUACACUUACGCCAUGAUUGAUAUUUUUGUCCCACUCACUGGUCGAAUGGGCGUUGAUACACCUGUUGAUAUCAUUAUUGGCGUCGUGUUUGGAAUGGUUAUUUUCAUGACCGUCUUGCCAUCCUUGGCUCAUAUCCAUCGCUUCGGCAAGCAAUGCUUACGUAAAAUCUUGAUCGCUCUUGCUCUCUUCCAAGUCGCUGUCCUUGCUAUUAUCAUGGUUCAAGGUGGUUCUUAUGGUGGAUGGGCAUUCCCUUAUGACGAGUAUCAUCCCAAGCGUCUCUUCAUCCAGCAUCUUAAGAACCUGACAUCAGGCGAAUCACACAUUGGUGUUGCACAAGCUGAUCAUGGCCCAUACAUUGAAACGGUGGUAUCAUCGAUUGAAGAGGCUCUUGGUGUCAAGGCUGAAGAACGAGCUGGUCCCGAACAUGCAGAUGAAUGGGCUUCCAUUUAUCCAUUCAGCGCCUUCUUGGGUGGUUAUCGUUUCAACACUGAACCUUAUAUUCGUGCAAAGGACAACAGCCAAAGCACAUCCUUGAUGGAUCAACUCACUGGUCCUUUCCCUCAACUCAGCAUCCAAAAUGAUGUCUAUGAUCCUGCUACUGGUAUCCGCUCCUUCUCUAUUGCAUCCGUUUCACCUUCCUAUACAUGGACUGUUAUUGCUUUUGAUGCUCAAGUGGUUGAUUGGAGCAUUGCCGAUGAAGAACCCCUUCCCGAGUUUUCACAUUAUGUGGUGCGUCACGUUGUUGGAUACGGCAAUGAUGCAUGGAAGCUGGAUUUGUCCGUCAAGGUACCCGAGGAUAAGCGUGCUGAAGCUGAAAAGGGCACAUGGAAGAUGCGUUUCGAGUUUACGGCAUUGGAAAAAGAGAACUUUGCAGGUCUUGGUAUUGAACGUGAAACCAAGAAUGGCGUUGGUAUCAUGCGGGUCGUACGUGACGUUUUGCCCAUUUGGACAACACCCACUUGGCUCAGCAGCGUUGUGCAAGUCUGGGAACUGUAA
Messenger RNA from Lichtheimia ornata, 2760 nucleotides. RefSeq lists its product as uncharacterized. The record is from RefSeq and is a predicted model, not a curated record. Gene Ontology annotation, molecular function: metalloexopeptidase activity. Bases 1 to 2760 code for a protein of 919 amino acids. Gene Ontology annotation, biological process: proteolysis. The transcript has 8 exons. Lineage: Eukaryota; Fungi; Mucoromycota; Mucoromycetes; Mucorales; Lichtheimiaceae.